UCCAAAUGAAGACUUUAAAAUCUCACACCGUCGACUUUAUAUCUCAAAAUAAUGAACUCAUAUUUAAAGAUACAAACUCAAUAUAAAGAACAUGGACUUCAUUCCUCCAGAUAAAGAAAGUGUUUAAAAACAAAGGCUUUAGUUUAGAGAAGCUGCCGUGAAGAAAGUGAAACUUAAGGAAAGGAGGAGGCGCAGCAGUACCUAUAAGAGCGCCCCCCCCACCCGCUCCUCGGAAACCAUCUGUCCCGUGAUGGGAGUCCAAGGCCUGACCUCUCUGCUCGAGAACCACCGGAGGAUCUACCGGGAGGUCCGCCUCACUGGCAGACGGCUGCUGAUCGAUGGCAACAACCUCAUCUACCUGCUGUACUUCAACUCAGGUCUGGACCAGAAUCACGGAGGGGAGUAUGCUGCGUUCACAGCCCUUAUUGAGAAGUUUGUCAAAGUGCUCAGAGAUUGUCAGAUCACACCCUACGUGGUGCUGGAUGGAGGAUCUGACAUCUCAGGAAAGAAGAAUGAAACUGUGACGCACAGAGCAGAGGAUUGUAUCAAACGAGCGGAUCGGGCGGCGCAGAGCGGCAGGCACCAGGGCAUCCUGCCAGUGCUGGCGAAGCAGGUGUUCCGACAGACGCUGUGGCGGCUGGACGUCCCGGUGGCUCAGUGCUACGGAGAGGCUGACCCAGAGAUUGCCGCCCUGGCUCGGGAGUGGCAGUGCCCGGUGCUUUCCAGAGACAGCGACUUCUACAUCUACGACCUACCGGCGGGGCUGCUACCCUUACCCCACUUCCAGUGGGAGGCGGUUGUGCGGAGUGGCUCCAAGAGCUACAUCCCCUGCAAGACCUACAGCACCUCCAGCUUCUGCAUCUACUUUAAUAUCCAGCGCCAGCUCCUGCCCGCCUUCGCCGCCCUGGCCGGGAACGACUACGUGAAACUGCACCGGCUGCAGGUGCCCAUCAACUGGGCUCAGUUCGCCCCGGCUGGCAGCGGGAACACAGGCUGCCUGGAGGGGCUGCUGUGCUGGCUGCAUCCCUUCCAGCCUCAGGAGGCCUUUGAGGCGGCGCUGGGGCUGAUGGGAGACCUGAGCGCCAACAAAAAGGCGGCGGUCAUGAAGGGCUUGAAUCUGGGGAUGGAGGAGUACCAACUUCCUCCCAGCAACCUCAAGAAGUUCUUCAUCCAUGGGGUAGCACCGCCAUUCUGCACAGAAGUGGCGGCUCGUGUCCCGGACUGGGCGCGGCGGCCGCUGAUGCAGGCUUGGCUGCCGGCGACCAUGCUGGACCUGCUGCUGCUGCAGAGGAUCGCCCUCAGUUUCACCGUGGAGCCCGCCGCUGCUCCCAGUGCUCAGCUUACCGCCAGGCCGCUGCGGCAGGUGAUGUACGGGCUGCUGCUUGGCGAGGAAGGGAAGGUGAUGGAGCGAGAUAGGGAGGGGCCGCAGCUGAAGUUCAUCCCCGUAAAGAACACCUCCACAGCAAGCUCUCUGCAGCUCACACUGCAAACACUGGAUAAGGCGGAGGCCCCUCUUCGUCUGCAGGUUCUCCUUGAGGCCCUUGGUGUCCCUGAACCCUCCCUGGCCUCCAUCCCUCCCUCCCUACGCCUCCCUGUGUGCGUAACCAGCUUCUGGCUGCAGAGAGCCCAGCCUCCCCCAGACGAGGAGGUGCUGAAUGUUCUGCUGCUCUGGCUGAGCUCCGGAGACGCCUUCAGACACAGGGCAGCUCUGCAGAUGAACCCCCCCCCCCACAAACAGAAGCCGGACAUGCAGGUGUCUCACUCUCUGAACCAGUGGCAGUCCUGCCUGUUGUCGAGCGUGCAGCUCAACCAGCUGCUGGGCCUACCGCUACCUGAGCCCCCCCUCUCCAGGUUGUUUGAGGGGACGUUGGUUCACCAGCUGGUGCACAGGAUGCGGUCCGGGGGAAAGAAAAAGCCUAUACUGAAGUUGGACCCCUGCAGCGUGAAGCUGUACCACACCUUUCAGGCCGUGGUGCACCAGCACCCCCCUCAGCAGACCCACGGGAUGGGGGAGGACACUCUGAGGAGGCAGCCUCUGGACGACCUGACCUCCACCCUGCAGCAGCUCUACUCCCUGCAGGAGGAGGAGGAAGAGGAGGAGGCGAGGAGCUCUGUGUGGGUGCAGGAGGAUCUGAGCCUCAGCGAUCUGCUGUCAGUGAAAACUCGUUUCAGCACGAAACUGAGGAAGAACCGGAGCAAGAACCCGGAGCUGGCCCGCAAAGAGGAGCGCCGCGGCAAGGACCUGCUCUGAGCUCAGGGGAGGAAAACCACUUGGUUUCAUCAGGCUGUCGCUUGCUCAGUCUGAGAGACAAGAGCAGCUCUCUGAAAGAAGAAGCUCUUCCUUUUUUAAAUCUGCACACAUUUUUGCCCUUAUCUUUCUUCGUCUCUUUAUGGUUUUAUAUCUUGAGUUAAGGGUGUGGGGCAUCAGCACUUAUUUCUUCCUGUUUCCCCUUUUUAUUGCAAACACAAAAACAGGGAGUGAUUGACCGUAACUAAAAGCCUGAUGGUUGUGUUCCUGUUGUAUGUUCGGAGUUUCUACUUGCCUGUGUUUAAAUGUGUUGAAUAUGAACAUUAUUUGAAGGACUUUUUAACGUACACCGUUUGGUGGGAAGAUGAUCUAUGAAUACCUUUAUUAUUUUGUUUGUUAAUAAGACACUUUUUUGUACCUGAUUUGGGACCAAACACAUUGACUUAGAGGGGCCAGGAUCUUCUUUGUCUGUGCUGUUCCUCUCCUGGAGUUCUAUAGGUUUUAGUGCAUGUAAACGGUCUGCAAAGGCUACUGCUUUAUAUUCAUCCUUCCAUCGGUCAACAGUUUAGUCACAGACUGUUUUUAACGUAUUUCUUUUUGUUUGUUUUAUUCACAAUUUAAAAUGUUCUAAUAUUUUCGACUCAGAAAUUUUAACUGCAAAGAUACAAUCGUCACAUCAAAAGGAAAAGGUGUGAACAUCUCUAUUUUUCCAAAUGUGUUUGUCUUGUUGCCUUUAAUGAGGUAAUAAAGGAGGAUACAAAUAAGGAAUAUAAAAUACUU
Molecule: messenger RNA, 3028 nt
Organism: Eleginops maclovinus (Patagonian blennie)
Lineage: Eukaryota; Metazoa; Chordata; Actinopteri; Perciformes; Eleginopidae
Gene: aste1a
Product: asteroid homolog 1a
Molecular function (GO): nuclease activity
Source: RefSeq, a predicted model, not a curated record